UCCGAAACGUUCACUUUCUUCUAAAGUCCAGCACCUCGUUGGGUUUCAAUUGUCGCUGCUCUGGUAAUUUUAGAGGAGCUGCUAGUUCUAAGCUCGGUUGGUGUAAAAGGAGAUUUCUGCUCGUACCAGGAAGUCUCUUGUUGGCUAGUUGGAACUGAAGCGGCCGCUCUGAGUGGUAACAAGCAAAUUCUGGGCGGCUAGCUAGCUGCUACGGUAGCUAGAGCGGCCAUGAAGCAAACAACCACUGUAGACUGUCAUAUCGACAAAAGAAGCACCCGGACAACCCAACAUUAAUGCACCUAUCGGUUCCUGGCGGGUCGUCGCUUCUUUUUCCCUUUUGCAGCUGAAUGCCUGUCAUACUAAACAGGGGAUACCACCGUACAGGUUGGAGCAAAUCAGUCCGGGUAACGGUUUGAACAAAAUUAAGAAAACUUGCUUUUGGCACAUCAGCGUACUGUAGGUAGUAUAGUAGCUAGGUUUUUAAUCAGGCAGUUGCCACCUGGUACCGGAGAUACACUAGCUAGCUUGCUCUGAUUGGGACGGUGUGAACAGCCAGAGCAAGGAACAUCAAAUAAUGAAGCAAAAGAUUUUAAUCAACAAGUCAUGGGGACAUGGGGACCAUCCCUCUGUUCUCGGAAACGUCAGUCUGAAGGAAGACUUCACACCGUUCUGCUGGCUGGUACGCACCACAAACACGCACACAGCACACAACCCCAACCCGUUUUUUGCCAUCUGCCGUACUGGUACCAUCCAAACUUUCUUGACUUGUCUUCUGUAAUUGAGUGAGUGAACAAUGGGCAAGAAACAAAAGCAGCAGCAUCGCAGUGGCAGCAGCAGCAGUGGGGAUAAGAAUCCCGGCCAACAGUCUUCUGCCUCUGCAUCUUCUGGGAGAGGCAAGUCUACUAGUAGUCAACAGCAGCAGCAACAACAGCAGCCACCGCCACAAAAUAAUAAAAAUCCACAACAAAGCAGACAAAAUAAUGUACAAAACAAAACUCAGCAGCAGCAACACACUCCACUGCCACCGCAAUUAGAAGAAAAGUUUCACGAAAUUGAAAAAUGGAUGCGUUCCGAGCAGCAGGGAAUUCUGUGGGUGCUGGGCUGUGUGACGUUGGGUUGCUUGUUUGGAUUUGGCAUUGGGAGUGGAUGGUUGACCGGUGGAGCUUCCUUCUAUUACUCUUCUUCUUCUACUACUAUGCCAGUCUCACCGUGGCGUGUCGAAUUGGGAAGCCGUAUUCGGGGGAGUCUCUGGUAUCAGACGCUCUUCUUACAGUCGUCCUCUGCGGCACAAGCACCACCCUCUGCCCUGCUCCAUCAAAAACAACAGACUGCCAUGUAUGCGGUCUUGAGAGAAGCCGUUGUGCGCGAGAAAAAUGGAUUUGUUCAUCCUGAUUUGGGCAUUAUGAUUCCGGCACCUUGUGGAGCACCCCGUGGCAUUGGCAUGGUCAAGGACGGCUGGCACAAGUGUCAAUCGGCAUGCAAUCCAGGAGUGGCCAAGGAAAAAAUGGAUUUGCAUCGCAACCAACAAGCCAAAUUGAUGAGAGCCAAUGCGGCAGCAUCUGCCUAUGAUGAUCCCGACAAUUCCACCUCACGAGUGCUAUGGUUGCCACCCAUUCCGGAUCAUACCGUCUAUAAACAAGAAGAAGUCCUCGUACGGGUCCCACUCACCUUCCAAAUGACACGACAAGUUGCACUGGAUACACUCCUCCCACGUAUUCCCGGAGAUGUCCAACGCAAAGCCAAUCCACAGGAUUUGGAUGAUGCCGCAUUGCUCGUGUUGUUACUGGCACACGAACGAGGAGUGGGACGACAUUCUCGAUGGUUCCCCUAUAUUGCCUCACUGCCCCGGGAACCCACGUGUGGAUACAGUAGUCUGUUGCGACAGGCAACUGCCACUCCGACUACUCAUCAAUCUCAAUCGCAACAACAACAACAACCACAAAACACAGCUGCCAAGUUACUCCAAGAAGAAUUGGGUGUGGAUACGUACGGUUGGAAGGGGGAACUUGCCAAGGCACACAAACAUGCUUUGCGAAUCGUCCAUGGACUGACCAAGGAUUAUGGAACGCACAUUUUGCAUCCCGACGGCAUGACAGCCAUGACCAAUCUGGAAUGGGCACUCUGUCAAGUCACUAGCCGUGCCACUGCCGGAAGUGAAGCAUAUGGAAGUUUGCGCAUGGUCCCAUUGGUCGACAUGAUCAAUCAUGAUGCUGCCGCGGGAGGAUUUGUGGAAUUGACUGGAAAGGAACGAUUGGCCCAUGGCAACUUUCUCGAUGCCACGGAAGACAGCGCUGGGACCUUUUGUGUUCGAAGUGUACGACAUGGACGUCGCAAAGCCCUCAAAAAGGGGCAAGAAUUACUUGUGAAUUACAAUGUCCCACAUUAUAGUCCGCUCGAUUGGUUUGUCAGUUUGGGAUUUGUCCCACCGGAACGACAACAACAAUGGGAGAAAAUUGACGCUGCUCUACCACGCAUACGACAAGACCAUGAUGCUGCUGACGCGGAUGUUGAUACACAACAACAAGAAUUGUGGGAUACCAAGUAUGGACCGGAACUCUUGGCGCAGUACAAGGAGCAGCAAAAAAAGAAGAGAAACAAGCACAAAACAACAACUACUGAAGAAGCCACCACCACAACCACAAAAGAGCAGACUGCUAGCUAACUAACUAACUCGAUAGAUGGCUACAUCAGUGUUACCGUAUUGGACGUCGUACAUGCAUUCAUUUUGUAGUCGUUCCAUUCAAUCGAUCCAUCUUCUCGUAAAUUCGCUCAAAGACGACGCUUCCGCAGCUCGUUCCAAUAAUUGUUGGCUUCAGUAUCAUUGCUUCAUAGUAGCUCUUGUCGUCGAGGAAACUCGCUGGCAUUGUUGGUCGCGAUGUUGCCUGGUCGUCGAUAACAACCGUCGACGUAGCUUCGCAAAUAUCACGCUGGCACUCUUUCCGUUGCGUUCGACGCUCUUCGAGGCCUUGUCGAACAGUGACAGCUACUACUACCAGUAGCAAGCCGCUGUUGUUGUCGUCGAUACGGUACAGUAGCGAAAUGGGCUGCCGCGAAAUGCCGUCGACCGAAGGUGUCGGUGGUGGCAAUGGACAAAAAUCACUAGCAGAUCAGCCCCAGCAUGACCCAGACAACCUUUCAACACCAAACCAAGUUGCUCUACGUUCGUCUAAGAGGUAUACAUAUUAGAAGCGAUCGGAACGGCUUACAUGUAUUUGGUUACCCCCGCCAUUGUCAGCGUGUCCAUUGUGGGCCUGUUGAGCCCAAAAGAGCGAUUUCGCUUAGGGGUAGAGUUAUGGAGAUCCUGACUUACUCUGUGGGUAACGAAUGAUUCGUCAAUUUACGGCUCAAUAUUAACGCUUUAGGACUCAGAGACUUAAAGUCACAUUCGGCAGAAUUCCGCCUGGUA
Messenger RNA from Seminavis robusta, 3406 nucleotides. The record is from the annotation of a GenBank genome assembly. Lineage: Eukaryota; Bacillariophyta; Bacillariophyceae; Naviculales; Naviculaceae.